AUGGAAGAAACCAUGCACCUCUGCAUCAACUACCUCGACAGGUUUCUCUCCAGGAUCAGCAUCCCAAUUGACCAGCUCCAGUUGGCCGGAACUGUCGCCCUUUUGCUGGCAUCCAAGUACGAGGAAAUUCAAUCGCCUGCCAUUGCCGAGCUCAGUUUUUUGGGCGGUGACGCUUACCCCCCAUCGAGGAUACGACAAGCAGAGAUUGGGAUGCUCCGAGCCUUAAACUACGACAUGGGUGCGCCUGGACCUAUGAGUUUCCUCCGGAGGAUUUCAAGAGUCGACAACUUUGACAUUGAAACACGGACGCUGGCCAAGUACCUGGUUGACUUGACCCUCUGCGAUCACCGUUUUAUCGGCGUUCCAUCAAGCAUGGUAGCUGCAGUCGGAUAUCGGGCAUCCAUGCUUCUGCUGGACAGUGGCGAGUGGACGGCGCAGCACGAACAUUACUCAGGAUAUGCCGAGUACACCGUAUCGGCAGGCAUCAAUGUCCUCCUGACCAUGCUGGAGCAACCGGACCAGACGCACCAGGCUCUUUUCAACAAGUACAAGGACGAAAAGUUUAUGGAAUCGAGCACCUAUGUCCAGAGCCUUGGUCUUGCCAAACUUCGCGCCCUCCACUACAACACCUAG
Messenger RNA from Linnemannia hyalina, 633 nucleotides. Lineage: Eukaryota; Fungi; Mortierellomycota; Mortierellomycetes; Mortierellales; Mortierellaceae. The record is from the annotation of a GenBank genome assembly.